This is a messenger RNA of Saccoglossus kowalevskii, 1631 nucleotides long. RefSeq names its product molecular chaperone MKKS-like. Gene Ontology annotation, biological process: developmental process; protein folding; chaperone-mediated protein complex assembly. Lineage: Eukaryota; Metazoa; Hemichordata; Enteropneusta; Harrimaniidae. Gene Ontology annotation, molecular function: ATP hydrolysis activity; ATP binding. The record is from RefSeq and is a predicted model, not a curated record. Gene Ontology annotation, cellular component: nucleus; cytoplasm; kinociliary basal body.
AAUUAAUACAUUUUUAAUCUGGGUAAUACAUUAUCGGUUCUUUACUUCUGAUAUAUACAUCAAUGCGAAUUUCAUUGACAGGUAUCAACCAUGAGUCAGAAACAAGCUAAUGGACCGGCAUUUAAAGCACCACCGAAGAAUUUCUUCACAAAAAAUCGGGUCAUGGUUGUGAUGAGUAUAGCUUUAGUGGGAAUUCACACAAGUUGGUAUUUUCUUCAACAAAACCCAGUCUUUGUACCUCCUAAGGAUAAAGCUACUGAAUUGAAACAAGCGACUGAACCCAAACCCACAUAUCUUAAAUCAAAGAAAUCAACGAAAGAAGCCAGUACAGUUUAAGCUAAUAAGUAACUUGUAUCAGUAAUUGUUUAUUUAAUUCGUUUGAGAUGAAUCAACUUCCUGAAAAUGCUUCCUCUGGAAUAGCUGUGUCACCAUCACAGCAAUCAAUAGUUAAAGUUCAGUCUCUUGAAGAUCCAGAAAUUCUGCAUUCUAUAAAUUUAUUUAAAGACAUUCUUUUGUCCUGCUAUGGCCCACACGGACAAAUAAAAAUAAUUCAGAAUAAUUCUGGUGGACAAGUAACCAUGACCUCUUUAUCGAGCACUUUAUUUCACUGCAUUUCUCUGAGUAGUCCAGUAUUGUCUCUGGUGAAAGCAGCGGUUCAAAAUCACCUUUCUAGGUUCAGUGAUGGUGGUUUGUUGACAGCUAUACUCUCCAUGUCGCUGAUCAGCAAAUGUCUAGAGUCAAAGGUACCAAGGCUGAUAUGUACGAAUGUUAAUGAGUACAUUCUGAAACAAAUAGAGGAUUAUCUUCAGGUAUCUGAGUGUGAAUGCAAAGUGCAGAUAGAUUUCACCAGUGUCCCUACUAUGAUGAAGAUCAUUAGGAGUGUCAUUGCAAGUAAACCUGCUUGUUGCCUUUUAUCAAAUGAGACAAAUUUGGUCAGUAGCCUGGUUUUACAAGCAUAUCUACAGACCUUAUCAAUGAAUGAUGUAGGAGGCAGCACUGCACGACUUGGGAGGGUUGAAUACGUCAUUGUAGAUGGACCACCAGUGUCAGAUUCCCAGUUAUUCCCAGGUGUCUUAUUUGAAGCUCCACAUCUUCCUACUUAUAGAACUAGUAUAAAUAAAUCCAAAAGAGUAGAAGCAGGUCUGGAGAAAGGUCUCAUUAAAGUGGUAUUAUAUAACACAUCUAUGUCCGGUGAUAGCGAGGAGUUAAUGGAUGUGAGAUAUGAAGUCACACAAGACAUGGUUGCUAGUGAGGUAGUGCUACAGAAGUUGAUGCAAGUGUCGGAGUAUUUAGUACAUCAUGGUGUUGGGUUAGUAGCCUGUCAGAAAGUGAUUCAUCCAGCAAUCAAGAAGUAUUUCAAGCAACAUAAUGUGCUGGCAAUUGAUAGAUUAUCUCUCACACAUAUUGGUGCUGUACAAACUCUUACAGGUGCAAAGUUGUUAGGUACAUUGCAUUCCGCUAUCAAUGCUGCUGAUUUUGGUUACCUUACUGAUGUGAACCAUAAAGUACUGUUUAAUAAGAGUUACAUUCAUAUGGAAUCACCUUCUGCCGCUGUGGUUACCAUAGUAAUAUGCAAUCGAAAUGAACAGGCGUUACAAGAACUCAAGUGUACUAAACAGUUUCCUGACUGA